Molecule: messenger RNA, 1477 nt
Organism: Triticum dicoccoides
Lineage: Eukaryota; Viridiplantae; Streptophyta; Magnoliopsida; Poales; Poaceae
Product: divinyl chlorophyllide a 8-vinyl-reductase, chloroplastic-like
Exons: 2
Coding region: 53-1213 (386 amino acids)
Molecular function (GO): oxidoreductase activity
Source: RefSeq, a predicted model, not a curated record
CUGGCCGGCUUCCCCACACUUGAUAGUCGAUACCGCAUUUCGGUCGAGCACGAUGGCCGCCCUUCUCCUCUCCUCUCGCCUCCCCACCAGCACGGCCACCGCCUCCAUCGCAGCUCCCCGCCCCACACCGUGCUCCCUCUCCUGUCCCCUCACAGCCGCCAAGGCUUGCCGCCGCGGGGGCUGUAUCCUCGCCUCCUCCGCGACGUCACCACCGAGGGCCUCCCCGGCCGCGGCCCAGCCUUUCCGUUCCCUGCCCCCCUCCGAGACCACCAUCGUCGUCACGGGCGCCAUGGGCUACAUCGGCCGCUUUGUCGUCCGCGAGCUGCUCCGCCGCGGCCACCCCGUCGUCGCCGUCACCCGGCCCCGCAGCGGCAUCCGCGGCAAAAACUCCCGUGAGGAGGUUGUCUCCGACCUCGCCCCCGCCCGCGUCGUCUUCUCCGAUGUCACCGACCCAGGCGCCCUCCUCGCAGACCUCUCGGGAUAUUGUCCCAUACACGCCGUGGUCUGCUGCCUCGCCAGCGGCGGCGGCGGGGUGCAGGACUCGUGGCGCGUGGACUACCGCGCCACGCUCCACACCCUCCAGGCCGCGCGCAGCCUCGGCGCCGCCCACUUCGUCUUCCUCUCCGCCGUCUGCGUCCAGAAUCCGCUCCUCGAGUUCCAGCACGCCAAGCUCAAGUUCGAGGACAAGCUCGCCGCCAAGGCGGCCCGGGACCCGGCCUUCACCUACAGCGUCGUCCGCCCCACCGCCUUCUUCAAGAGCCAGGGCGGCCAGGUCGAAACCGUCAAGAAGGGCAAUCCCUACGUCAUGUUUGGCGACGGAAAGUUCUGCGCUUGCAAGCCUAUCUGCGAGGAGGAUCUCGCCUCCUUCAUCGCGGAUUGCAUCUUCGACCAGGAAAAGGCUAACAAGGUGCUUCCAAUUGGAGGGACGGGGAAGGCCCUCACGCCGCUGGACCAAGGGGAGAUGCUGUUCCGGCUGCCCGGGCGUGAACCCAGGUUCAUCAAGGUGCCCAUUCGGAUCAUGGAUGGUGUCAUCUGGGUGAUCGAUGGAUUGGCCAAGGUGUUCCCGGGGCUGGAGGAUGCCGCUGAGUUCGGCAAAAUUGGGAGGUACUAUGCGUCGGAGAGCACGCUAGUGCUCGAUCCCGAGACCGGGGAGUACAGCGACGAGAAGACGCCGAGUUAUGGCACAGACACGCUCGAGCAGUUCUUCGAUUAGGUGAUAAGGGAAGGAAUGGCGGGGCAGGAGCUAGGCGAGCAGACCAUCUUCUAUGUCUUCCGGCUUGCAGAUUCAGGGCCAAGAGUGGAGGGAGGUAAGUGAGACUUCUGAGUUUUGACACGUUUGUGUUUCCAACACAAUUAGUAUCUCAAAUGUAGUACAUACAAGGCAUUGUCUAAUUUGAGGGUGGAGAAUUGUGCUAUAUGAAAUCAUUUACUAUAGAUCAAUUUUUUUGGACCCCGCACACGUGUGGUGGUAGCGAAA